ACAGAUGCGUUGUUUUCAUUAUUCGUAUACCAUGUUGUUUGAAUGCUUUUCUGAGUCAUUUUUCGAUUCAGUUGAGUUUUAUCUCAAAUUCGUACGAAUUGUUUUAUCUGUGAAUUGAGAUGCAUAAUCAAUUGUGAAGCGAAACUCAGGAAACUUAUUACCCUCUAUAAAAAAAUGUGCCUGCAUUAUUUUGUGCUUUCAUAAAUUAGAAAUUGAUUUUGCGAACAGAAGACCAAUAGUUGCAAGAGACGCGCGUUUGACAUUUGACAGAAAUUCAUUUGUCCACACUAAACGAUAAUUGAAUGGAACUAGUGGUGAAGCGUCAAAACAAACAUAGAGGGGUCACUUAGCUACACAAACACAAGCGCAUUUCACAUAUAAAUGACGAUGCAAACAAAUGUGUAAACAUUUCAAUUUGCAAACAACAAAUGAACAACUACUUUUUUUCUGCGUGUAUUUUCAUUUUGUUUGAAUAUUUUUAAUUUGCUGCAUUUUUGGAUUGAAAUAAUUGUAAAAAAAAACCAUGUCAAGUUCACCGGCGAAGCAUAAGUCUAGCCACCACCACCACCACCAUCAUCAUCACCAUCAUCGGGAGCAUCAUCAUUCUGGCGACACCACAAUUAAGCCAAUUAUGAGUCUGGCGUCACAUAUCAAAAUUGAGGAGAACUCAAGGCGUUUACCGCGAUACAGUUUUGUGUUAAGUAAUGUGCAGGAUGAUUGUUUGCCGCUGGAAGAGUUGGAUGCAAUUCAAAUGGAGUUGGAGGUUCUGUUAUCAUCGGUUUCGUUGCGAUAUCGUGCCCUAAAAACGGACUACGAUUACUUGGAACAUCGAAAGCAUCAGAAGAAAAAUGCAGAAAAAGAGAAGCAAAGCGGCAGCAAACGGAAGCGUGACGACAAAAAAUCAUCAUCGAAAGAUUCAAAUCGACACAGUCACACAAAGCAUUCGAAAAUCAAAAGUAGCUCAUCAAAUUCACCGGCACAGCAGCUCGACCAAAGUAUUGACGCAAUGCCAAGUCCCAGCGCUGGCGGUUCACAUCCAAAUCCAAAAUUACUUUUACCCAAAAACGAUGUGCCGAACAAAUUUUGGCUCUCCGUUGAACCCUACUGUAUGCCAAUUACACAGGAGGAUAUCAAAUUUUUGGACGAUUUAAUCGAUGAAUAUACCGAUCCGUUAGUGCCUUCAAUACCUGAGCUCGGUUCACAUUAUGCCGUUCGUUGGGCGGCAAACGAUGAAGACAAUGCCAAGUCGAAACGUUUACAGAAUUCCAAUGUCGCUGACGAUGCAAUGAAAAAAGGCAGCGAAAAGAUGAUGGGUCAAGGUGUUUGUGGACCGUUAACACAACGAUUGCUGUCAGCGUUGCUGGAAGACAGUUCGGAUAUGCAAAGCGAUGUGGUCGGAUGCAGCGAUGCACUUGACAGCAAUGAUAGUUGCGCCGAAAAUAAUCCAUCAUCGGCGAAUCGAGCGCAAAAUGGUUCGAUAACUUCGCUCUUCAAGGGCGGCAUCGAUGUGGAGAAGCGGCUUAAGAAAGAAUUGCUCGACCUGGGCAUCUUUGAACCCAGUGACUUUGCAAAAGAGAAAGAAGACGAAGUGCUCAAUGAGAUCAAACGAGUUCGCACCGAACUACAAGCCAUCGCUGAGUUCAAUCGCAACGAAUUAAAAACAUUGAAAGCAGUGGCCAAAGACGAAAUGAAACGAUUGGACAUGAAACGCAAACUCGAUCGAAUUGAUCAAGAGAUUAUCGAGGCCUACAAACGAAUAUUUGCCGCUAAGCAAAAGCGACGACCACUCACAAAGCAUGAACGCAACGAAAUUUAUCGCUUGGUCGACGAACAGAAACGUCUCGCCGAUCAAUUGGAAACGAUGCCCAACCCUGGAUUCAACUUUGCCGUUGGCAGCACCGUUAACACUUCGGCGCCCAUGAAAGCCGAACCGCCAUCAAAAGCCUAAAACAAACAUCCAGGCCAACAAAUCGAUGGAGAAAAAACCCACGGAAUAACACCAUGUUUGCCUUAUUAAUCACACAUUUAUUUUUAGAUGCAAUCUCAAAAAUUUAUUUCAAUUUUGCAAUGAAUUUUAUGGAUGCAAUAUUUUUUUAGCGAUACAAGUACAAGUUUUCACAUCGUAUUUAAGCAUUGACAGAGUAUUCAAUUUUUGUUCUAUAUCUCUUAACGUACAAAAAAGAAGAACACACACACACACACACACACAAUUUUUUGGUGAUUUUAUUUUGACAACACAUUAUACACAAAAAGCUUUCAUCACAAUAAAAAAAAAAUUACCGACAAAAAA
This is a messenger RNA of Sitodiplosis mosellana (orange wheat blossom midge), 2290 nucleotides long. Its product is annotated as transcriptional adapter 3-like. Gene Ontology annotation, biological process: regulation of transcription by RNA polymerase II. Gene Ontology annotation, molecular function: transcription coactivator activity. NCBI's taxonomy places the organism in Eukaryota, Metazoa, Arthropoda, Insecta, Diptera, Cecidomyiidae. The record is from RefSeq and is a predicted model, not a curated record. The coding region runs from base 524 to 1948 and encodes 474 amino acids. Gene Ontology annotation, cellular component: SAGA complex. The transcript is spliced from 4 exons.